Molecule: messenger RNA, 1627 nt
Organism: Hordeum vulgare subsp. vulgare (domesticated barley)
Lineage: Eukaryota; Viridiplantae; Streptophyta; Magnoliopsida; Poales; Poaceae
Product: 1-aminocyclopropane-1-carboxylate synthase 7
Exons: 3
Coding region: 119-1498 (459 amino acids)
Biological process (GO): amino acid metabolic process; biosynthetic process
Molecular function (GO): pyridoxal phosphate binding; transaminase activity
Source: RefSeq, a predicted model, not a curated record
CGAGCGCAUUCACAUCCUUGAGCUGUGCCAGCCAGCUUUGCUCCUCGCCAUUGCAUUGCAAGCUUUCAACCCCGAAAGGGUCCUGUUCCAUUGCUCGUCACUCCAGAGUUCAGAGACCAUGGGCGGCAUGCUGUUGCCUGCUGCUUCUGCGCCUCCCCUGUCGCGGGUGGCGACCUCCAGCGCCCACGGCGAGGACUCCCCCUACUUCGCCGGGUGGAGAGCCUACGACGACGACCCCUACGACGCCGUCACCAACCCCGGCGGCGUCAUCCAGAUGGGCCUCGCGGAGAACCAGGUCUCCUUCGACCUCCUGGAGGGGUUCCUGAGGGAGCACCCGGAGGCCGCUGGGUGGGGCGGCGCCCGCCCCGGCUCCGGCGUCGCCAGCUUCCGGGACAACGCCCUGUUCCAGGACUACCACGGCCUCAAAACCUUCCGCAAGGCGAUGGCGAGUUUCAUGGAGAAGAUAAGGGGCGGCAAGGUGAGGUUUGACCCUGACCGCAUCGUGCUCACCGCCGGCGCGACCGCGGCCAACGAGCUGCUCACGUUCAUCCUCGCCAACCCGGGAGACGCGCUGCUGAUCCCUACGCCGUACUACCCGGGUUUUGAUCGGGACCUGCGGUGGAGGACGGGGGUGAACAUCGUGCCCGUGCACUGCCACAGCUCCAACGGGUUCCAGGUCACGGUCGCCGCGCUCGAGGCGGCGUACGAGGAGGCCGCGGCGGCGGGGAUGACCGUCCGCGGCGUCCUUCUCACGAACCCGUCCAACCCGCUCGGCACCACGGUGGAGCGGUCGGUGCUGGAGGACGUGCUCGACUUCGUGGUGCGCAAGAACAUCCACCUCAUCUCCGACGAGAUAUACUCCGGCUCCGUGUUCGCCGCGCCGGACCUCGUCAGCGUGGCGGAGCUCGUCGAGGCGCGCGGCGGCGGCGGCGACGUCGCCGGGCGCGUGCACAUCGUGUACAGCCUGUCCAAGGACCUGGGGCUCCCGGGGUUCCGCGUCGGCGUGGUCUACUCGUACAACGACGCGGUGGUCACGGCCGCGCGGCGCAUGUCCAGCUUCACGCUCGUGUCGUCGCAGACGCAGAAGACGCUCGCCGCCAUGCUCUCCGACGCCGCGUUCGCGCAGGAGUACAUCCGCACCAACCGCGAGCGCCUCAGGGCGCGGCACGACCACAUGGUGGCCGGGCUUGCGCGCUCCGGGGUGCCGUGCCUGCGCAGCAAUGCCGGGCUGUUCGUGUGGAUGGACAUGCGGCGGCUGCUCGGCGACGGCGGCGAGGCCACGGUCGCCGACGAGCUGAGGCUGUGGGACCUGAUGCUGCACGAGGUGAAGCUCAACAUCUCGCCGGGGUCGUCGUGCCAUUGCUCGGAGCCCGGAUGGUUCAGGGUGUGCUUCGCCAACAUGAGCUUGGACACGCUGGACGUUGCACUGGCGAGGAUGAGCCGCUUCAUGGACAGGUGGAACAAGGCGACAACGCUGCUGCAAGAACAACACUACUAGACCAAUUCUUCAAACAAACAAAAAAAGAUACAUUAGACAAAGUAAAAGUAAAUUUUUGUGGCAAAUCCAUUGCCAUUGUAAUCAAUUGAGGAAGUGCGUAAUCGAUCCUGGUGACACAUCAAUUUUGUA